AUGACAAUUCUGGGUCCGCAAUAUGGACGGGACUUUGCGAAGGAGACGUGGACUCUCUACGCCGUGGGCAUGUUGGGCGUCCUGCUACGAUUUGUGGCACGAAUACGUCGAUUGGGGAUCACGAAUCUCCAAAUAGAUGACUACCUGAUGGUCUUUGCCGUUAUCUGGUACACUAUACUAUGCGUCGCCUUGAACCAAGUCGCCUCCGGUGGAGGGUCGAACCUGAUGGACGAGAAGGAUAUCCAGGAUCUGACUCCUGCUAUAAAGGCUGAGCGGGAGCGAGGGAGUAAAUGGGUUUAUGUGUCUGAGCAUGCAUUCAUUCUAGCAAUCUGGGCAAUGAAGGCCUGCAUGCUGGUGAUAUAUGCCCGUCUCACGUAUGGAAUCACCUCCCAGUUCCCAUGCUUUGAACUCUCGCUAUUUCUCAUUUGUCGCCCUUUAUCGAACUAUUGGGCUGUUCCCACGCCCAACGAGCAGUGCUCAACCUACCAAUACUACGAGAUCAUUCAAGGAUGCAUUUCCAUCUCUGCCGACGUUUUCAUGCUCCUCAUUGGUCUACCUCUCCUCCUUCAAGUCCGAGUGCCCCUCAAACAGAAGUUGAUCCUUGUUGUCAUCUUCGGCAUGGGUAUCUUCGUUAUCGUUGCGGCCAUCUUGAAUAAGGUCUACUGUCUCGUGCCCGCUUUGAUUUCCUAUGUCUACAUGAAUUGGUACUUCCGCGAAGUCACGGUGGCCGUGUUAGUUACCAAUCUCCCGCUGAUUUGGUCCCUCCUACGCGAUGUUUUUCCCGCCCUCAAAAGUUGGACCGGCGGAUCGAAACGCGGAACAGACCGGUAUCGCUCUGGACCUUGGACCAGCAAAACAUCCGGAAAUCGGCAUUACGGACCUCCGAGUCACCUCCGCUCUGGAGAUUUCAAUAUGCAAAGCUUCAACCGAAGUACCGUCGAUGCGCCGCAGAAAGCCGUGUCAGAUGUCAGUACGGAGGCGGCCGACGAUCGCAACAUCAGUGACGAUGGUUCCGACCGAGCCCUAAGAAUUCGACAGGACGUGACGGUGACGGUGGAGCGCGAAACGCGGCAGCCUGAAGAUUGGGAUUUCGGGCAUGUGAGGGAUGAUGCUCUACAUCAUACGCAUGAGCGUCAUGCGCAGCCUUGA
Aspergillus affinis is the source of this 1149-nucleotide messenger RNA. RefSeq lists its product as uncharacterized. Bases 1 to 1149 code for a protein of 382 amino acids. The record is from RefSeq and is a predicted model, not a curated record. The transcript has 3 exons. Lineage: Eukaryota; Fungi; Ascomycota; Eurotiomycetes; Eurotiales; Aspergillaceae.